GCCUCUCUCUCUCUCUCUCUCUCUCUCUCCCCCGCCCACCAGUUGGUUCCUGCUUCGUUUUAUGUGGUGAUAAUAAGAGCAGAGACGAACCGGGAAAGACGGCCUUAUCAGCCCCCUUUCUCUCAAGAUUUGGUGUUUUCCUGUUGCAUCUUCUAAUCCUGCAGUUUCAGUCUCUUACGACGACCAUGCUCCACCUGAUGACAGGGCGCGCGGCAAGUCUGGUGGCCAGGCGCGCGACAGUGGCCUUCAGUACCAGCAGCGCGAGGAUGGCGAGUCACGGUCCAGAUGUGGCGGGGUCUGUGGACAUGUCUCAGCCGAUGUACUCAGACCGUCUGGACACCCCUCUGCCCGACAAACCCUACAAAGACGUCCUGACCGCUGCUGACAAGAGCCUGAAACAGAAGGAGACGGGGCCAUGGGGCCAGCUGACCGACGAGGAGAAGCUGGCCUUGUAUCGGCUCGCAUUCAAUCAGACCUACGUAGAGAUGAAGAAGCCGUCAGCAGAAUGGAAGACUGUCUUUGGGGGUAUCUUCAUCUUUUUGGGAUUCACUGGCCUGGUGGUCUGGUGGCAGAGACUCUACGUCUUCCCUCACCGUCCCAGGACCUUUGAAGAGGAGUGGCAGGCCAAACAGUUAAAGAGGACGUUGGACAUGAGGAUGAACCCCAUCGAGGGCUUCGCCGCCAAGUGGGACUACGAGAAGGGCCAGUGGAAGUAAAGAGAGGCUGAGGGGCUGAGGUGGCACCGGGUCCGGACCUGUCCCCUCAGAGCGCGGAUCCGUCUCAAUCUGAAUGUUCUAUUCUAUCUGCCAUAAAGAAGCUUCUCCACCGUCUACAUCCCUGGGGUCAUUUGACUCUGUGCCACCUCCGGCUCCCAGUCAGGAGCCUCUUAUCUGUCCGUCCUGUUGAGACCUCAUAAUAAUAAAGUUUUGCUUAUGCCUCCGUCCAA
Sebastes umbrosus (honeycomb rockfish) is the source of this 946-nucleotide messenger RNA. Its product is annotated as cytochrome c oxidase subunit 4 isoform 2, mitochondrial. Bases 186 to 716 code for a protein of 176 amino acids. The record is from RefSeq and is a predicted model, not a curated record. Lineage: Eukaryota; Metazoa; Chordata; Actinopteri; Perciformes; Sebastidae. Gene Ontology annotation, biological process: mitochondrial electron transport, cytochrome c to oxygen. The transcript has 5 exons.